Molecule: messenger RNA, 4296 nt
Organism: Linum trigynum
Lineage: Eukaryota; Viridiplantae; Streptophyta; Magnoliopsida; Malpighiales; Linaceae
Source: the annotation of a GenBank genome assembly
UGCCGAUUACUGGCCUCAAAAUGGUAUACGAUUUUAGCGAUAUGAAAUGGUUCAACCACGAUUACACGAGUGCGGUGUAAAAUACGCAUCAUUGAAUUUUUCAGUAUAUCCUCCAGUACAGUUUCACAAUCCUCCGUAAUAAGUAUGGUAUUUUUCAUUUGAUUAAUAUUAGUUUGUGACUAUGAUAUUAUGUUGGAAUAUGGGAUGUGUGUGAGUUUGUGUUAUUGUUAUUUGUUUGGAGGAAUAACAAUUAUAUAUGCACAUAUUAGACAUUUAGGUUUAAAAAAAAAAUAAGAUUUUUUCUUUGCUCCUUGGUCCUAUUUUUUGUUUCACGAACCAAAUAAACGACUGAUUUUAUAGUUAAGAUUGUUUGUCCGGUCUUAACCAUACCAUACAUUUGUGCUAUUGUCAGGUCUAGUGUUACAAUUCCUCAGUUUAAAUCACAGACAACACACAAGGUUUGGUCUCAAGAGGACCAACCGUUUUCCAACCCUGCUCAAAAAUGACAUAUUUGCAAAGCCUACACUGUGUAUUAAUUCUGCACAUAUAGCGUGUGGAGCGCUAUUUUUUCUCAAAAAUAACAUACACGCUUAGAAUAUUCAUACAAUAAAUGAAUAUAUCAUCUAUUUGCUAUGAAUGCAUUAGUUGUAUUAUGUUAGUAGUCUAAAUAUCACACAAUAUGAAUGCUACAACUAUUUAUAUGCGAUAUCGUUUUCCUAUUCUCAUGAGCCUGUUCUUCAACUACUACUAUGAUAUAACACAUAAUGUGAUAGGUGGCUCCGGUAUCAAAGAUCCAUAUUGUGGUAAGAAGUUACAAAACACCUCCAGUUUUGGUGCUGGGAGAUGCAUUAGCGAGUUGGCCAACUUGAUUUUGUCCUCAGUCUGUAGGUCCAGAAGGUCUCCCCCCUCAAUGGUCAACCCAAAUAGCCGAUCCACCAAUAGUCAACAACCUUCAAAAUGUGUAGUCUGGGAGCAUCGAAAGUUGGACGAUAGUAUACUUGGUUGUGGUGGUUCGAAUCCAAUUCGUGAGAAGAGUCCAAGAGAGAAAUUAUAACAGUCAAAAAGCCUUCGGUUCACUAUAUAUGCUUCUAUUUAUUAUAAAUACUAAAGGAAGUGAAUGAUUGGGACUGAUAUUCUUUAUUGAGAAUAGAAUAAAGGAAAAAACGAAGAUAAAAGUAACGACAAUGCACAGUAGAGUGAAGAAAUCUGCAAAUUUGAUAGAAGAAGCAGAAGGGGCUCUUAACGGUUCAGGGGCUACUGAAAGAUUCUUUUGAAAUGAUGGUUUUUCUCGACAAAUUUUGUUUUUUCUGUCCAAUUAUUUUAUCUUUGAAAUAGGUUUGCUUUGUUUAUUGAUCUUUGUCCACUCGUAGAUCCAAGAAUGUGCAUGCCUCUUACAUCAAGCUCCUCAACAGAGGGAAACUAAACACCUCCAUAUCACCGUAAUUAAAUUGCAUAUUGCUCAGAGAGAUAUUGGUCAGAUUCUUUAGAAAUUAUUUUAAGAAAAUUCCCGCGGGGAUAGGGUGGUCUGAUCCCUGUCCCAAACUCCCAGUUUCAGUUGACGAUGCUCCUUUUCUUCCUGAUCUUUAGACACGUCUAUUAGUUCUAUGAUGGUGUGAUCAUAAAACUAAUACCAAUUGUUAAUCAGAUCAGACUUCACCUUGCUGCAAACGACACUCACCAAAUCAUACCAAUUGUUAAUCAGAUCAGACUUGUACUUGGAGAAGAUUUUGCACUCUUCAUCGCAUAAAGAAAAUGUAGUGAAUUGUUUCCACACAUCCAUCCACUAGAUAGAAAAGGUCAUAUCUCUUACCAUGCUAAAUGUAUCUAUUAUACUCUAGACUUCUAAUUUAAGCUCCAACGGGAGUUCAAUGAGCUAGUCUCUUUACCCCUCCAUCUUUAACUCUUCAUUGCCCAAAAAAAUACAUGAAAGAAGAUAAAUCUAAAAAGGUUAUUGUUUAACGAGAACAACAUAAAGAGAAAGAAAGAUUAUGACACUUCUGGUUUCCUUUCUAUCGAGGACUGUGUGCGCAAUUAGUGAGAAAAGGAAAGAGAGAGCGUAGGAUAAGAUUUCUUAUCAAAAGUUAUCAAAGUCGUAUAGGAGAGCUACUGUCUACUAGCAAACAUAAAAGAGAUGCAAGAAACUGAUUAAUUACGUCUGAAUUUCUGCAUUUUUCGCACGCAGUCUGACUGCGAAUUAUAUAACAGGGGAUGGAGAGAAAACGGAAUGUGAAGGAUAAAAGAUUUAGAAGUGACGAGACACGAGAGAAGGAAUACCCAGACAAGAGGAGAGGAGGGGUGUGUGUGUGUGUGUGUGUGUGUGUGAGAGAGAGAGAGAGAGAGAGAGAGAGAGAGAUGAGAGAUCUGCUGUGGCGCCUUAGAGAGAGACGGAGCCUCUAUUGUGGCAUCUAUUUCAAAUAUUCGGUUCAAGGCUAAAGAACAGAGACAUAAAAUAGUCUUUUUUGUUAAUACAAUGAGAGGACCAAACCAUUUCCAACCCGGCUCGAAAUUAACAUCUUUAGUAGAUUGAUUAACGAAUUAUCAUCCAAAUAAAUUGAAAUUUAUUAUACAGCAAGAUAACGAAAAUCAAUUUAGAGUUUCGCUCAAACAUAACUAACUUAUGUCACAUUAUUAAGUCAUGUAGAGAGAAAUGACAAUUACUUAAUUUGCAUCAUAUCUAUACUUUUUUGUGGAUCAUUUGGUCAUUGGUCGGUGCUAAAAAGAAUAAAAGAAAUAAAAAAAAUUAAACCUUAAUUAGAUUACCAUACUAGUGGACAAUCCCAACAAAAGUCAAAAAGGCAAGUUAGCCACUAAUAUAUAAACAAACCAUCCAUCAUCUCUUCCGAUUUCCUUUCUACUCGAUCGCACUCACUCUCCCCUUGCUGUAACAGAAGAGAAAAAAACAUGGAGGAACAGAAACCAGGAGGCAUGAAUCAGAGCGCCGGUGGAAUGAUCGGCAAAGAAGAGAGUUUCGAUCAAUCAGCUUCCCCUCAACCAGCUCCACCUCGUUACCCGACCACCGCCGCCGCCGCCGAUUAUUUACUGCGAGACGAGAAAAUCGGGGGGAUGGUGCAGGGUCUCCACAGAGAGGCGUCCUGUUUCGCCAGCGAAAUCGAGGGCUUCUUCGGCGACAUUUACCCCGACGAUCUCACUUGCUUUACCUUCAAAACUCCGCACUCCAUGGAGGGAUUUGCAGCUUGUGAUGGUGGCCUAACAGAUUCAUUCCUAUGGUCACAUAGCUGUAGUAAUAAUGUCAACCUCAAGCAAUACAGCCAUUCAGUUUCCAUUGACGCCCAGUCAUCCAUCUGUGUUGGGAGCCCGACAUCAGCUAAGCCGAACGUGCGAGAGAUCGAACCGAAAGUCACAUGGAGCGGUUCGUCGCCAGAGCCAUCAAAUGAGGAUGAAGAAGAUGCUGAGAUAGAAGCAGGGCCCUGCGAGCAGAGCACCAACCCUGCUGUUGAUGUCAAGCGCGUCAGAAGGAUGGUAUCGAAUCGGGAGUCUGCUAGACGAUCUCGAAGAAGGAAGCAAGCUCAUCUGGCUGAACUGGAAUUGCAGGUUGAGCAGCUGACAGGAGAGAAUGCAACGAUGUACAAGCAGCUCUCGGACGCAGCCCAGCAGUACCGCGAGGCUGGCACGAACCACAGGGUGCUGAAAUCGGGCGUCGAGGCCUUGCGAGCCAAGGUCAAGCUGGCUGAAGACAUGGUGGCUCGUGGAUCAUUCACCUGCAACAUGAACAUGCUGCUGCAGAACAACAACAACAACAACAACAUUCAACCUGCAGUAACAGUAGCACCUCCUCAGGUUAUGAACAAUCACGUUAAUCUCCAUCACCACCAUCAUCAUCGGAUGGCUGCCAACGUGUCGCCGAGCAUCACGGUGCAAGGAGGAGAGGAGGUGUCGUAUGGUGGUGGUGGUGGCGGCGGCGGCGCAGGAGGAGUUCCAGUUGGUAGUGCAAGUCUCAACAAUGAUGUGGUUAGUGAGACUGGUGUAAGUUGUGUGUCUAGUGUAAUCUGGCCUUAAUUAAAUUACUGAGCUAGCUAGCCGUCAUGUGAUCUAUAGUCUUGUUCUCACUUUUGCUUAGUGCAAUCUGGCGUGUAUGUAAUGUACUUAAUGUUACAAUAAGUGUCUCUAUGUAAGCUCUAUUUGUAUGGUAAUGUGCACGAUGUAAAGAACUUGGUCCAUUGCUAGGGGCAGCCUCUUCCUGUUUGUUUACUGUGACUGAGCAUGUGGACGAUGCUUUAAAACGAGAUUUUGUAUGAUUGACAGAAUAUUUAAAGUUAAUAUAUGUGCUAAUUUUAU